UCCUGUCAAAUUAACUGUGACGGAAGAAACGGCACAAUCAACAAUGAUUGCUUCCUGUUCUGUCACUCACUCCUGCCCCGCCUCUCCUCCCGUUAUCCUCUGGAGUCACUCUGGACAUCAACAUUAUCAGACGCGACCCCUGGAAAACGGCCAAUGGGAAGCUACGUCCACACUGACCUUUCAUCCUGCCAUGCUGAGAACAACACGCAUUUGCAGUGCCACGUCACAUUCAAGGGGGGGCAGCAACAGGAAGCAUCCAAGAUCAUAAAUGUGAAUUACGCCCCCGUGAACAUAAACGUCGACUUCAACGCAAACGUGAAGGAGGGCGAGGCCGUGCGCCUGAAGUGCAGCUGCGACGCCAACCCUCCCGCCAGCAGCUACGAGUGGCAUAACUCAGACGGCACUGAGCUGCACAAGGGCAACGUCUUCAUCCUGGCAAACGUCUCCAGACACACGGGGGCCCUGUACUGUACAGUUACCAACGCCUUGGGAAGAGCAACAUCAUCACCCGCACAGCUUAACGUGACAUAUGCCCCUGUGAUUAAGAGCGCCUCAUCCUGCUCCUCCGAGGGGGACAUGCUAAAGUGUGUGUGCAUUGCAGAGUCCAGACCCCCCAGCAAUGUCCAUUUCUCACUGCCUGACAUACUCCUUCCGAGGCCUGACAUAGAGAGACAUGAUUCCAUUACCAUCGGCACUCUGCGAACUUUUCUUCCUUCUUCUGAGUUGGUCUACUGCGUGGCUAACAACGCCAUGGGCAACGCCAGCGCCGCCAUCACUUUACCAGUUCACAGCAAGAGGCUGUAUCUUUAUGUUAUUAUUGCAGCUGGAGGUGUUGUCAUGCUGGUGAUUCUCUUAGUAGUGAUGAUAAAAAAAUGGAAACUCAAUGAAAUGACAUACUGUUGUUCUGCCACCAGGGGUCGAUCGAGAGGCGUGCCUGACUCAGAGCAUCCACCGAAAACUGCCCUGUCCUUUAAAACUGUCAAAGCAGCAAGGAAAAACACUAAGGCUGGUCAGAAUCAAAGCAGCAUGCAGGAUUAUCAUACCUAUGGCAACACGAGUGAGGCUGAGUGGACUGUCGACUGUGAGCCAGUUUACGCAAAUGUACAAAAGUGACCUGAAGGAUUGAGCGCAUGCGCAGUGUUUGUGUUGUUGUAUUUUUUAUUUGUAUCUUAGUACUGUUGAAUAUUUUCAGUGUGGGUAACUUUGUUUUUUUGUGUAGUAAGUCCACAAACCGCCCACAUGUUAAAAAGAUCAACAACUAGUUUCGGUCUCAAUUAAAUGAGACAUAUUAUUCAUUUUUCCCUAAUUUAAAAAAGCUCCUGUCACGUGACGUGGUGGUGAACCCCAAAAAAGCAGGCGAGAGGGAGGACCAAGGUGUACUUGACGAAUUGUAUUUUAAACAAAGAGAAAAACAAAAUCCAGAACUCAGACAUGAAGAAAGCAAAAAUCCCAAGUAACAAACAAAAACCAUGGCCGAAGCUAAAAACUAACUGUGACCGUAGCAUGAGCGAGAAGCUGAGAACAAGAACGAAACAUGAACAAAACAUGAGCUAGGAACAAACAUGCCCAAAACAUGACACGACCAAACAAACAAUGACCCGACACUGAGUGGUCAUGUCGGGAGUCUCUUUAUAGUAAUAAUCACUUAAUGACCAACAGGUGUGCAGCUUUAGGAGGAGCUCUACACCGCCACCUGUUGGUCACAAACAGAAACAUGACAGUUCCUCAUUUUUAGAAACACCCCUGAUAGUCUUUUGUCAACAUUACAUCACACUGAUUCAGAUCUUUUGGCGGGGGUUUCGGGGAUGGGUUUUGACUCUGGGUUUUAGCUAUACUGAGCAUUUUUUUUCUUUUUGCAAAUAGGCAUGAGCAAAAAAAAAUCAAGUGGGUUUUUACGUUGUUAUACUUCUGGAGACUUGGCUCUACACUCCACACUUGGAGAACAUCACUCCUUGUCUAGCCUGAAAAUGAAUGUCACCUCGACAAAAUAACCACAUGGUGGAAAUAGGCAAGUAACAAAAUAUUCACUUGAGCUGUGUUUGGACCAGGGCAUUAGUUAACCACGGUAUUACUGUACUGUGUGCAGAAGGAAGAAGGUCAAACAGUCAUUUAGGACUUUAAUUUAUUACACAAUAUGUAGUGACCUUUUUUUUUGUUCUUGUUGCACAAAUAUGCCAUAUGUAUACAAAAAUCAAAAAAUGAAUACUAAAACCAAUAAAAACUAUUGAACUAUUUAAAAAAAGAAAUAAAAACCAACAAACCCAUUCCAAAACCUAGUUAAAAUUAAAUUGAAAAAACAAAAGUCAAAACAAACCAAAAACUAACAAUAAUGUAAUCACCCAAAACUAUUUCAACCCUAAAUCAAAAUCAAUCACUCUUUCCCUACUUCCCAAUUACUCUGUCAAGAUUUCUGUAACGUAUAUUAACUAAAAGUGAAAAAUGAAACAAUACCCCAGAAAUUGAUGCGAUGCAUCAGGGGGGUCUGUUGCUUUUCUAGCCACUGUUGAUUUGUACACUACUUUUCAUUUUGUAUUGUUGGAUGCAUUGAUUGUGUUUCAUUUUAAUUUAACUCUCUCUCUCUCUCUCUCUCUCUCUCUAACACACACAAACACACACACACACACAAUUUUCAAGUUCUCAUGUCAUGUGACACCUUGCACAAUCAUGCAAAGGAGUACUGUAUACGAGCUGAAAAUCUGGGGAAGUAAAUGUGUCAAAGAUUAUUUUAGGAUUCCAAACAUUUAAUCAUAUGGGUCGUCAUCAUCUCAUUCACAGCCAAUAUCAUCACAGGAUUUCUUCUGUGUGGGUUUCGCUUAAUUUCGAUGGGUUAGAAGGGCGGGAUGGGGCGGGGGGUCCCAUAGUUUUUGUGAAAGGACAAUGGUGGAUAAGAGAGACAUAUAAUAUUCACCGGUUACCGAUUCCUGCAUAUACUGUAUUUUUCAGAUUGUACUUAAACAUAAAGUAGUGAACAGUUUCAAUCUCAAGAAAUGAACAGAGCAGAAGUUUCAUCAGUGCUCACAACACAGGAAGUGAGUUGACAAAUCCAUUGACAUAUUGUGCAAGACAACGAGGACAACUCCCCUGACCUGUUAUCGUCACACAUUCCCUAUCGUCAUAUAUAUAUAUAUAAAUGCGGGCCUCAUGCUAUUGUGUGCUGAGAAAUAGUUUACACUUAUCUCAGUAUGUCAUUUCCAUUUAGUAACAAAAUAAAGAAAAGCUUGAAUGCUGAAUGUUUUUAACUUUGUAAUUUGCCUGCUUGUUGAUCUGAAUCUGUAAUACGUGAUGUACUGUUUUCAAAUUCGAUUCGGCUAGCUCAAUAAAUUCAAAGGAUGGCCA
This is a messenger RNA of Hippocampus zosterae (dwarf seahorse), 3336 nucleotides long. Its product is annotated as myelin-associated glycoprotein-like. The transcript is spliced from 7 exons. The record is from RefSeq and is a predicted model, not a curated record. Bases 154 to 1113 code for a protein of 319 amino acids. NCBI's taxonomy places the organism in Eukaryota, Metazoa, Chordata, Actinopteri, Syngnathiformes, Syngnathidae.